Fraxinus pennsylvanica is the source of this 1623-nucleotide messenger RNA. Lineage: Eukaryota; Viridiplantae; Streptophyta; Magnoliopsida; Lamiales; Oleaceae. The record is from the annotation of a GenBank genome assembly.
AUGGUUUCUCUGAGUAAUCACACUCUCGAGAGCAUAGGAGUUUCUAAUAUCUUUGAGCGUGAACAGCCUGAAUAUUAUCUUCUUUUCCGCUAUGAGACCAGGCUUGGCAAUGGUUUUCUGGCCUUCUCGUAUCUGCUGGUCCUUGCCUACUGUUUUAUUGGAUUAUCAGCUAUAACUGCUCGAUUUUUCCUGUCUAUGGAAAACGUCGUUAAGCAUACUCGGACAGUGGUGGAAAUAGAUCCUUACACAAACGCCAAAACAGUCAAACAUGAAAAAGUGUGGAAUUAUACCAUAGCAGACAUCACCCUGCUGGCAUUUGGGACUAGCUUUCCCCAGAUCUCUUUGGCCACAAUUGAUGCAAUCAGGAAUCUCGGGAAUUUGCAUGCUGGAGGUUUGGGUCCUGGAACACUAGUUGGUUCUGCUGCGUUUGAUCUAUUUCCUAUCCAUGCGGUUUGCGUGGUAGUUCCCAAAGCUGGAGAACUGAAAAAGAUAUCAGAUGUUGGAGUCUGGCUUGUGGAGCUCUUUUGGUCUUUCUGGGCUUACAUCUGGCUCUAUAUAAUACUAGAGGUGUGGUCUCCAAAUGUUGUUACUCUAUGGGAAGCUUUGUUGACAGUGCUGCAAUUUGGGCUAUUGUUGGUUCAUGCAUAUGCGCAAGACAAACGUUGGCCAUACUUGUCGCUUCCACUGGAAAGAACUGAGAGGCCAGAAGAUUGGGUACCAGCAGAAGCUGCUAUAUGUAGACAUGGAAACAUUGUUCAUGAUGAGCACUCUGAAAUUCUUCAAGUUGAUGAAGAGAACAGCAAAAGCAUUGUUGACAUUUUCUCCAUUCACUCAGAAAAUGGGACGGGUCCUGCAUAUCAAAACUUGAGCUAUACUGAUGCUGAUGAAUCUUGCUCUGAUAAUUUUCACAAGGAGAUUGUUCCUGGAGAAGAUCACGUGCUUCCUAUUUGGAAACAGCAAUUCAUCGAUGCCUUAAUGUUGGAAAGUCCUGAAUCAAGAAAACUGAACAAUAUAUCCGUACGGGCUGCUAAAAUUUUCUGGCAGUUGCUCCUUGCACCUUGGAGAUUACUCUUUGCUUUUGUACCUCCUUAUCAGAUUGCACAUGGGUGGAUUGCCUUCAUUUGCUCUCUACUCUUCAUCAGUGGAAUUGCUUACAUUGUAACAAAGCUUACCGAUCUAAUAAGCUAUGUCACAGGUAUCAAUUCUUAUGUCAUAGCAUUCACAGCAUUGGCCGCUGGAACCUCAUGGCCAGAUCUAGUUGCAAGCAAGAUUGCUGCAGAAAGGCAGAUAACAGCUGAUUCUGCGAUUGCUAACAUCACUUGCAGCAAUUCUGUGAACAUUUAUGUGGGCAUUGGCAUACCAUGGCUCAUCGACACAUUGUACAACUUCAUAGCGUACAGGGAACCAUUGCAGAUAGAGAAUGCAGAGGGACUUAGCUACUCUUUGCUCGUUUUCUUCUCGACUUCUGUAGGCUGUAUCGGGGUUUUGGUAUUAAGGCGUCUUAUUUUUGGUGCAGAACUCGGAGGUCCAAAACUUUGGGCUUGGAUUACUUGUGCGUAUUUCAUGUUACUAUGGCUUAUUUUUGUCACGUUGUCGUCUUUGAGAGUUUCUGGCAUCAUUUGA